AGUUUGAAGCCGGCUCCCGCCCCAGUGGGCGGGUUUUCGCAGGGGUGCGGGGGUCACGGCCAGGGCUUCGCACCAGUUACUGAGGCGCUCGGGUGGUUUCUGCUGCCCGACUCUGACUGCAAGUGGCGGACUGACGCGGCCCAGCUGCAGCAUCCAGGGGAAGACAUGCCAACUGCCAAGCAGUUAGCUGACAUUGGCUACAAGACCUUCUCUGCCUCCAUGAUGCUGCUCACUGUGUACGGGGGUUACCUCUGCAGUGUCCGAGCCUACCGGUAUUUCCAGCUGCGCAGUGCCAGGCGCCAGGCCGCAGAAGAACAGAAGACAUCGGGAGUCCUGUAGAGCUCAGUCUUUCCUUCUGAGCAGCAGGCUUGAGGCACGAGAUGGAAAGACCUCCCCUGCACAUCUUCCACGGCAAGAGCUAGGGCCACGAUGGCUCUCCAGCCUGCUGGACUAAAGUGCUGUGGUGUGUGUGGUCCUCCCGGCUUGUGCCGUUCUGACAGGUCGCGGAGGCUGUCAGAUAAAUGGCGGUGUGAGGCUGAGGCUCAUUACAGAGAUUAAAUAUUUUGCCAUG
Messenger RNA from Arvicola amphibius (Eurasian water vole), 571 nucleotides. RefSeq names its product cytochrome c oxidase assembly protein COX14. Gene Ontology annotation, biological process: mitochondrial respiratory chain complex IV assembly. The record is from RefSeq and is a predicted model, not a curated record. NCBI's taxonomy places the organism in Eukaryota, Metazoa, Chordata, Mammalia, Rodentia, Cricetidae. The transcript has 2 exons. The coding region runs from base 166 to 339 and encodes 57 amino acids. Gene Ontology annotation, cellular component: mitochondrion.